Tripterygium wilfordii is the source of this 3226-nucleotide messenger RNA. RefSeq lists its product as uncharacterized. Bases 198 to 2993 code for a protein of 931 amino acids. The transcript is spliced from 4 exons. The record is from RefSeq and is a predicted model, not a curated record. Lineage: Eukaryota; Viridiplantae; Streptophyta; Magnoliopsida; Celastrales; Celastraceae.
UCCCCUUUCCUGCAACAAUACGUGACCUGCCAAUAAUCAUAAGCCCAUUCCCACAGCACUGAUUGUGUGAAAUUGCAGCUUCUGCAUGUGCUUCGAGCGUCUCUUGAUUCGGAAAGGCUACUCUGCUCUCUCCAUUUGAUUCGUUAAUUUCUUUGUAAAUACAUAAGGUGGAAAUUCUUUCUGAUUGGAUUGAAGAGAUGGGUUUCUUUCGGAAUCAGAAUGCGAGAAGUGGGGAUUACUUGGAAGGAAUGCUUAGUGAUUAUGUUGGUGUAAAGUCCAAGUUGAAAGCUCAAAGGAGUUCUUCAUCAACAAAGGUUGUUACUGCGCUCACAUUUCUGCAAUUCGCUUUCGCAGUUUACGCAACAUUCCUGCUCUACUACAUGAGUCCAUCUGUAGAUUUAAGAACCAAACCAGACUUCACAUGGGCUACAAGAAUAGCACAGCAAUGGAAGCAGUUCAUAAUCCCACCACACGUUCUUGGCCGAUACCAAGAAUCUGCUUCCCUAAUCGGCGCUGAAAUCCCAGCCAAUCCAACGGAAGUUUGUGAGCAUGAGAAGAUUGAUUUCCAGCAAAAGAAGUCAAAUGACGCUCAAAUGAUCAAGUUGAAGACAGAGCUAUAUCAGGAGGUAUUAGACUUCCAGAGCAAAAAAUAUGGUGCAGAAACUCUGAAACAAUUGAUGUCAAUGAAAUCAAAGUGGGAUUUGCGCGGUCCGAAUAGACCAAAAGUGACAGUGAUCUUGAACCACUUCAAGAGAAAGACACUUUGUGCACAGCUUGAUUCAUUGCUUCAACAGACUCUUCCAUUCCACCAUGUUUGGGUGAUUGCAUUUGGGAGCCCAAAUGAGGUCUUAUUGAAGAGGAUUGUGGACAGUUAUAAUGAUACAAGAAUCAGUUUUAUUAGUUCAAGCUAUGACUUCAAGUACUAUGGCAGGUUCCAGAUGGCUUUACAGACUGAAGCUGAUCUUGUGUACAUUCUUGAUGAUGACAUGAUUCCAGGCAAGAAAAUGCUGCAAAUUUUAUCACACGUAGCGGGGACCAACAAGUAUAAAAACUCGGUUUUGGGAAGUAUUGGGAGGAUCUUGCCUUUCAGACAAAAGGAUUUCACAUUUCCAAGCUAUAGAAAGUUUAGAUCAAAGGAGGCAGGGCUUUAUCUACCUGACCCUGCCUAUGAUAUCACCAUUGAUAAGAUUGUUCAGGUUGAUUUUCUUUCAAGUUCAUGGUUUUUAUCUGCAGAGCUCGUCAAGACACUUUUUAUUGAGGCACCGUUUACCUUCAUUACUGGUGAAGAUUUGCAUCUCAGCUACCAGCUUCAGAAAUACAGAAAUGCAGGAUCAUUUGUUCUUCCAGUUGAUCCAAAUGACAAGGAAACUUGGGGUGAUAGUGAACACAGACUCGCAUACGUAUCGGAAACCACAGUAAUCUUCAAAGACAUUGUUCAAGUUAGGGAUGAACAGUGGUGGAGGGCACUCUCUAGUGGCUACAUCACACAAUGGGCUGCAAUGAAUCCUCAAAAAAUUGAUGCACUCUUUUAUGCUCACUCUGCUGAUGAAGUCAAAGCACUUGCACCACUCAUUGAGAAGUUCAGAUCAGCUUUUGGCAAGAAGGCUUACAUUGCAGUCCCAGGAGGCAAUUUCUGCCCUUGCGAAGAUGCUGCAACUGCUCUGAAUUGGCCUAAAUUGGUCUGUAAAGAGCGAAGAUUUAAGAUAUUUGAUUUGGCAGUUGGGCAUCUUUCGGGAAUAUCGAACUCGGAAGUACCUGUGGUGCAAGCAGUAUACUCUAGCAUGAAAGGGCUCAUCCAAAUUCACAACCCAAGUGUAGUGAUUGUGGUUGCUGACAUUGAUACUAAUGUGAAGAAAGCUUUGAAGAUGGCUGUGGAGACUAACUCAAACGGAACAACGUUGAUCCUUCUACCAAGGUCUUCUGUGUCAAGGGUUCUUUGGAUGGCUGAUCUAAGAACAACAGCAUUGCCAAAUUGGAACCGGAUGCGUAUUUCUAUCAACAUAAUCACACAAAACCGUGUGCAUUCCUUAACAAGGCUUCUGAAAUCUCUAAGCAAUGCAUACUAUGUUGGUGAUGAGAUUCCUAUCAGUUUCAAUAUGGACAGUAAAGUAGAUGAGGCAACCAUAAAACUAGUAGGCUCAUUUGAGUGGCCUCAUGGUCCUAAAACACUCAAAAGGAGAAUCAUCCAAGGAGGACUAAUUAGAGCAGUUAGUGAGAGUUGGUAUCCAUCAUCUGAUGACGAUUUCGGACUCUUACUCGAAGACGAUAUCGAAGUUUCUCCUUACUACUAUCUAUGGAUCAAGUAUGCUCUCCUAGCCUACCACUAUGAUCCUCAAGUGUCACUCCCCGAAAUCUCUUCCAUCUCUUUAUAUACGCCACGAGUAGUUGAGGUGGUUAAAGAGAGGCCUAAGUGGAAUCCGACAGAAUUCUUCAAGAGAAUUCACCCUAACACACCUUAUCUCCAUCAACUACCUUGCAGUUGGGGUGCAGUUUUCUUCCCCAAGCAAUGGAGAGAAUUCUAUGUGUACAUGAACAUGAGAUUCACUGAAGAUGCCAAGGCAAACCCAGUUCAAAUUCCAAAAUCCAGAACUAAUGGUUGGCAAGCUUCAUGGAAAAAGUUUCUCAUUGACAUGAUGUACUUGAGAGGGUAUGUUAGUCUCUAUCCAAACUUCCCAAACCAGGCUAGCUUCUCUACUAAUCAUAUGGAACCAGGAGCACAUAUUAGUGCAAAAGACAACGUUGUUAAGCAUGACAAGACAGAUUUUGAGGUGCCAUUGUUGAAGGAAGAUUUUAGGACCUUGUUGCCAAAUGGAAAAUUGCCUCCAGCAUCAAAAUUGCCAUCACUGAACUUGUUCAACCAGCCAGUUUCACUCAAAGGGCUUAAAGCAUCAGGAGCUAAGCUGGGGCAGGAUGUGAUCAGAUGCGAUAAUAAAACUGAGAUUGUGAUUGUUGAUCAUAGCACUGGCUUGCCUUCACGCUGCGCCAAAUUCUAAUUCUUGAAAAUUUGUUUUAUUGAUCCUUUUUUUUUUCCUGUAAAAUUUUUCAUAAUUUUUCCUUAUUCAAAUAUGGUUUGUGAAGGAAUUAUGUGGAACAAAUAGUGAGAGACAAAGUUGAUCACUGAUUUCUUUCAUGAUUAUUGGAUUCCCCAUCUAAGAGAGGGGAUGAAGAGUUCUUUGUGCACACUAUGAUUUUACGUUAUUAAAUAUUAUAUGAUGAUAGAAUGGUA